AUGGAGGAUUAUAGUCACUUCAGAAGUGACAGCGAGCUGAGAGCGGGCGUGCUGGUGUGGCAAAUAUUGUCACCAUUUCUGCUCGUGUUCGGCACAUUUGGAAAUGCGCUGUCGAUUAAAGUGCUAACAACGCCGAAAUUCCUUCGCUCAACGUCCACCGUUUACUUGUUAGCUCUUGCAGUGGCAGAUUUGAGUCUCUUGUAUGUCGGAUUGUUAAGACAAUGGAUAAAGUAUACAUUUGACAAGGACAUCCGUCAUCAAUCCGGGUUGCUGUGCAAGCUCCAUUGGUACGCUAUGUACACCUGUUCCGACAUUGCUGUUUGGAUACUACCAGCUAUUACCGUGGAGCGCCUUGUUGCGACCAUCUGUCCUCUGAAAAGCAGGUCUGUUUGUACGAAGACAUACGCAAAGGUCGUCACAGUUAGUAUAAUUGUUACCGCACUAUUGAUUAACGUGCAUAUUUUGUAUGGGUUCGGACGUUUAGAGUUACAGAUGAACAACCAGACAGUUAUUUUUCCAUGUAUCCCGUUAACAAAGUCUUACGAAGCAUUCUUCGAAAAAACUUGGACCUGGAUCGAUCUUUGCAAAUUUUCUCUUCUACCUUUCGCCAUAUUAACAAGCGGAAACAUCUGCAUUGUUUAUCGCCUUUUACUGAGCAGUAAAAAGUUCAAAAACAAGGUGGCGCCAUCCGGAAAUAUCGAGGCACCAUCUGGGCGUUUACAUUCCCAGAGGAGGUCAAACAUGUCAAUUCUUCUUGUAUGUCUGAAUUUUGUAUUUAUUUUCUGCACCCUUCCAGUGUGUGUAUACUUUAUCGGACUACCUAACUUUAUCCCUAAGGACAUUCCCAGGAACAUCCAGCUACAGGACCCAUGGUGGGCUCUGGUGAACAUGCUAUUGUACCUGAAUUAUUCCUGCAACUUCAUUAUGUACUGUCUUGCAGGGUCUAGGUUUAGAAACGAGGUGAGAAAACUCUUCAAGUGCGGAAAGCAAACCAAUGCUUUAACUCAAACGUCAAGUUUCAGAGCAUGA
Molecule: messenger RNA, 1029 nt
Organism: Mya arenaria
Lineage: Eukaryota; Metazoa; Mollusca; Bivalvia; Myida; Myidae
Product: neuromedin-U receptor 1-like
Exons: 1
Coding region: 1-1029 (342 amino acids)
Biological process (GO): G protein-coupled receptor signaling pathway
Cellular component (GO): plasma membrane
Molecular function (GO): G protein-coupled receptor activity
Source: RefSeq, a predicted model, not a curated record